GCGGGCGGCGGGCGCGCCCGGAGCCUCCGGAGAUGGCGGGAGGGCACUGCGGCCACUUCGCCGCGGCGGCGGCUGGCAGCGGCGAGAUCGUGCAGCUGAACGUCGGGGGGACCAGAUUUAGUACCUCAAGACAAACCCUCAUGUGGAUUCCAGAUUCGUUUUUUUCCAGUUUGCUGAGUGGAAGAAUUUCAACACUUCGAGAUGAAACUGGUGCUAUAUUUAUUGAUCGAGAUCCAGCAGCAUUUGCACCCAUUUUAAAUUUUCUUCGGACAAAAGAACUAGAUUUAAGGGGAGUGAGUAUUAACGUUCUGAGGCAUGAAGCCGAAUUUUAUGGAAUCACUCCAUUAGUCCGAAGGCUUCUCCUGUGCGAAGAGCUGGAGCGCUCCUCCUGUGGCAGCGUCCUUUUCCAUGGUUACUUGCCUCCACCAGGUAUUCCUAGUCGUAAGAUAAACAACUCAACUAGAUCCUCAGCUGGUUCUAGGAAUGGAUUAAAUUCCACAGAAAGUGAAGGUCGGGGAAAUGGUACCCAGCCUGCUCUCUCGGGAACUGGAGAAGAGACUGUUAGGCUAGGAUUUCCUGUGGACCCACGAAAGGUGCUGAUAGUGGCUGGCCAUCACAACUGGAUUGUCGCUGCAUAUGCUCACUUUGCUGUGUGUUACAGAAUCAAAGAAUCUUCAGGAUGGCAGCAGGUGUUUACAAGCCCGUAUUUGGAUUGGACUAUUGAACGAGUGGCUUUAAAUGCGAAAGUGGUCGGGGGCCCGCACGGAGACAAGGACAAGAUGGUGGCCGUGGCCUCGGAGAGCAGCAUCAUCCUGUGGAGCGUCCAGGACGGCGGCAGCGGGAGUGAGAUCGGAGUGUUCAGCCUUGGUGUUCCUGUAGAUGCCCUCUUCUUUAUUGGUAACCAGCUGGUGGCUACGAGCCACACAGGGAAAGUGGGCGUGUGGAAUGCCGUCACUCAGCAUUGGCAGGUUCAAGAUGUUGUUCCUAUAACUAGUUAUGACACUGCUGGCUCAUUCCUUCUACUGGGAUGUAACAACGGAUCAAUAUAUUACAUCGAUAUGCAGAAGUUUCCUUUGCGAAUGAAGGAUAAUGAUCUUCUUGUAACUGAGCUUUAUCACGACCCUUCAAAUGAUGCCAUCACUGCACUGAGCGUUUACCUCACACCCAAAACAAGUGUGUCUGGCAACUGGAUCGAGAUCGCCUACGGGACGAGCUCCGGCGCCGUGCGCGUCAUCGUGCAGCACCCGGAGACGGUGGGGUCAGGGCCCCAGCUCUUCCAGACUUUCACGGUGCACCGAAGCCCGGUGACGAAGAUCAUGCUGUCGGAGAAGCAUCUCGUGUCAGUGUGUGCAGAUAAUAACCACGUCCGGACGUGGACAGUCACCCGGUUCAGAGGCAUGAUCUCUACCCAGCCAGGCUCCACUCCUCUGGCGUCAUUCAAGAUACUGUCUCUGGAGGAGACAGAAAGUCACGGAAGCUAUUCUUCUGGAAACGACAUAGGGCCUUUUGGAGAACGAGAUGAUCAACAGGUGUUUAUCCAGAAAGUUGUUCCCAUCACCAACAAGCUGUUUGUAAGACUCUCAUCUACUGGGAAAAGAAUCUGUGAGAUCCAGGCUGUUGACUGUACCACAAUAUCGUCAUUUACAGUGAGAGAAUGUGAGGGGUCCAGUCGGAUGGGCUCAAGGCCAAGGCGCUACCUGUUCACGGGCCAUACAAACGGCAGCAUUCAGAUGUGGGAUCUGACCACGGCGAUGGACAUGGUUAACAAAAGUGAAGAGAAGGACGCAGGUGGCCCGACCGAAGAAGAGCUACUCAAGUUACUGGACCAGUGUGACCUGAGCACGUCGCGCUGCGCCACCCCCAACAUCAGUCCAGCCACUUCCGUGGUGCAGCACAGCCGCCUCCGCGAGUCCAGCUCCAGCCUCCAGCUCCAGCACCAGGACGCCGUCCACGAAGCAGCCACGUACGGUUCGGUGCGGCCGUACAGGGAGAGUCCCCUGCUGGCGCGAGCGAGGAGGACCGAGAGCUUUCACAGCUACCGGGACUUCCAGACCGGUCAUUUGAACCGGAACGUAGAGCGGGCUCUCCCUGAAAAUGGUAACUUGGGUCCAGCACAAGCCGAAGUCAAGCGGGCAGCAGGGGAGUGUAGCGUGCCGGAGAGAAAGUCUCCAGGGACGGAAAUAAAAAGUUUGAGAGAAUCAGAUAGCGGAUCGGAAGUGCAUAAAGUGGCUGAGGGUCUGGAAUCUAAGAAAAGGUCGUCAGAAGAAGAAAAUGAAAAUAAAGUGGAGUCAAGGAAGAAAGGGGGAUUUGAAGGAGGAGGAUUCCUCGGAAGGAAGAAAGUUCCGCAUCUGGCCUCCUCCCCCAGCACCUCUGACGGAGGGACAGGGACGGACUCCCCGGGGACCGCGUCCCCCUCCCCCACAAAGACCACGCCGUCUCCUCGGCAUAAAAAAAGCGAUUCUUCCGGUCAGGAGUACAGCUUGUGAAAACUCACCAGAAUGAAUAGUUGUUUUGUUCAUUUAGACGAAAGUUCAAAACUUUACUGGAUUUCAGUACGUUAGCUUUUACACCAAAACUUUACAAAUUAAAACUGGAGUUCAUUCAGUAUCUUUUUAAACAGAAUUUCCUGGAGUAGGGAGAUAAAAUAAUUGUAUCUCUUUUCACCUUUUGGAAAGUUUUUUUAGUUUUACAAGGACAUUUGACAGAUUGUUUAUAAAAAAAAAAGUAAGAGUUCAUUUCAACGUUCCUCUGCUCUCUGGAUGUUGGAAGCAAAGUGUUGGGUCUCAGACGGUGCGCACGUACGAGCACCCUGUGAGGGCACGGAGACCGACCGUGCAUUCUGAGUCCCCGUAAUGCUUGAGGUUUGGCUUGUAAUGUCAUAUUAAGCGAAUCACGUUAAUUCACUUUGGAACUUAGUCUCCCAACACUUAUGGUCAUUGUCAAGUGUUUACCAGAUAUUUAAUGAGGUGCUAUGUUUGUGAAAAAAUACCAUCUAAUUCAAAAAACACUAUUGAUGUUGAACACCAGAUAACACUGUAUAGUACUCAGUCCCUUAGGGUUUUGUUUUGUUUUUUUUUAACUCUGAGUCAUUAUCUGAUUCUCAUUUUUGGAGUUCUUAUGUCUCAGCAAACAUCACCCGUAUUAAAUACCAAACAUUGACUUUAACUUCUUUAAAGCUGGAGCAGUGUCUGUGUUUGAACAGGUGAAGUAACAGUAAUAAUCCAGGAUCGAGCUUUGAGUACCCAGAAGGGAAACCGUCCUAGUUGUUAGUCUGCCUUGUCUUAUUUAGGAUCCACCCUAUUUCCCCCCCACUGUUAAUAAUGAAGAUAAUCAAGUUAGAAUGUGGCCGUUUUGUUAAGCGUAUGAAACCACAGUUCUCAAGUUUUGGUAAAAGGUUUUGGCUGAUGUAAAAAUAUUAUUUUAAAAUAUAUUUUGAAUUGUAAGAACAAAAGAAAAUGUUUUGUAUUUUUUCAUUUAAUCGGCAUAAUUUUCAAGUUUCUGCAAAUAGGGUAAUUUAAAGAAUUAAGUGUUUAUUGGUGAAUAAUGUAUAUAUUCCCAUUCCAAGAAAUAUAAGUGAGUGAAGCUGAAAUAAAUUCUUUAAAGUUUACUAUAUUGCUAGUGAUUUCACAACAGUCCUCUUGUAUUUAUUUAUCAAUUAAGUCUAAUAAAAAUGAUUAAGACUA
Messenger RNA from Suricata suricatta (meerkat), 3683 nucleotides. RefSeq names its product potassium channel tetramerization domain containing 3 (gene KCTD3). The record is from RefSeq and is a predicted model, not a curated record. Gene Ontology annotation, molecular function: protein binding. Gene Ontology annotation, biological process: protein homooligomerization. Bases 33 to 2486 code for a protein of 817 amino acids. The transcript has 18 exons. Lineage: Eukaryota; Metazoa; Chordata; Mammalia; Carnivora; Herpestidae.